CUAGAAAGAAAAGCUUGAGCUCCAGAAAGCUGCGAACCCAGCAGCGAACGCGAAGCCAUGGCCGGCAGACCCCAAGGGAAAGGAGAAGCCGUUGAGCACCGACCUCGAUACCGACUCCGCGAGAUGGAAGUUCGUAAUGCAGCAGCGUAGUGACCUUCACGCGCGAGACCUCCUCAAUGUGAUUGCAACCAAGGCAGACCGCAAGAAGCUCCUGAAAGACUAUCCCCACCUUUUUGACUUCGGCGAAGAAUACACGGACCGGAAGAGACCGUACGGCGGAUUGCGUGGCCGCCCAUUAGUCAAGCAGCCCACCUCUUACUUCGUUCCGACAGGCGAGAUUUACCCAACGCCAGACUUGCUCAGAAAAGCAGACCCUACGUCUAUGCCACCGCAAGCCUUUUCGAAAAUCCGCAAGACUAAAGAUGGACAAGCGGAACUACUCGUUCCGGAGUUUCGAACCGCUACCUUCGCAUCCUCAAAGUCCGCACUGCUGGAAGUCGCCCAGUCCAAGGCUACGUCUAUGCCUUCUACCUACCACCGCUCCCAAGGAGGAGGACAGAUCUGCCAGAACAUUUACUUCUUGCACAAGAAUAAGUCCAACAGAGGCGACGACGUAGUGCUCGCGAGCUGCCUCGUUGGAUACUACUUGUCUGAAGGCUCCCUGGUUUUUAACUACCUCCCGCACGGCUGGUUCGAGAACGUCUUCGACGAGCUCCUCGACCUCGCAAAAGCAGACUUUUACACUGCAAAACUCGCAAGCAUGAAGGUGCCCCAAGCAGCGCCACCACCCUCUCAGCCGACUCAGGCCAUUGACGAAGGCGAAAACAACCAGCCUACGUCUAUUGAGAAGGCACCCAACAAGCGCAAAUCGAGGAAAAUGGCAGCAGCUAAAGCAGCAACUACGCAGGAUGUCGAAGAGGACAAUGACGAACCAGCUCAGAAACGUCAGAAACCGAACCAACCGCCUGUUGAAAAGGAGCGCGAUGAGGAGCCUACGUCUAUCGACGAGCCAGCUAAGAAGCCUGCCGCACCCGCGAGGAGACGACCAGCAUCGAGACGAAGCAGGCCAGCCACUAUGAUGCAGAUGAUCAUGGAACAGACUGACGAGGACACCCCUGCGUCUAUGCCGGUUCCCCGAAUGAACACACCACAAGGGCAAGCCGCGAAGCUACGCAUGUCGAAGCUGCAAAUGAGCACUCAUUACGGAGAGGAGGACGACGACCUCAUCCUCACUCCGAAGUCCCAGCGCUGGUCAGCCAAACUGAAGUUGGGAACCAAUAUGCCGAAGAGUACAAUCCACCAGGCCAGAGCCCGAGUUGUUAAGGAGUACCUCGAGUGCCUAGUCCGUUGGCUCUGCUUGACGAAGGAGGAGCGCGAUAUGAAAUUCGCAGUGGCAGCCAACGAGUUUACCAAGUUCCACCAUUCGCAGGAACAGAUCGACAACAUGGACAGACUGUUCCUCAUCCCCACGGACCCGAUUGCACCGGCGAAUCAGGGCAUGCGCGCACCAGAUGCUCCUUCAGGACCAUUCCCAGAGUGGGACAAAUUCGAACCGGUCUAUCGCUUGCUCUGCGCCCAAGUCGACCCAAAGAUGAAGAUCGGGGUGAUCUGGCGCUGGACUCAAGCCCUAGCCGAUAAGGUAGCCCUGACCAUCCGCACUCCCUCGAACGACCCAUACCUUACGUUCUGGAUGGAGGAGUGGGUUUUCCGCAAGAAGCCAAACUGGUCCUGGGAAAUCAAGGACCCGGAGCCCCCUACGUCUAUCGAUGACAUUCUUGGUCUAUUCCAUGACACUUGGUCUGAUAACCGAAAGGACGCUCUCCGCCUGAUGCUAGAGAUUCGAGAGGACCCUUUCACGACUGAGGAACGCAUCCACGACGCGAUCCGCCUGCUGCGCAAGUGUGGCAUCGCCGCCACGAAGGAACAAGUCACCAACCCGGUUGAGGGCUGGGCUCAGCUGAAGACUUCGACUGGGUCAUUUAAAGGACGCGAGCCCGAUCCUUGGGAUCCAACCGACCCAUCCACCCAGCGACUUGGAGGGGCUAGGUCUAUGCACUCGCAUUCCAAGUCCUCCAACGUUGGUUCCGUUCGCACGAACGGCCAGAUCCCUCGCAGCGAAGUGCCACUUCACUUAGACCUCGAGAUGUGGACUAAGCAGCUCUCUGAGAGGUACCUGGACACUACAGACCUUAAGGAGCUCAGAACGAGGAUGAGGCACAUUCUGUCGAUUGUGCUCGACAAUCGGAAAUGCCGCUACGUGCAAGCGCUCAAGAUAUGCGCGAACGCGAUACCACUGGCGGAGAAGACCACCGGAGUGUGUUACUCAGCUGAGACGAUCUGGAACUGGCACAAGAACAUCGGACCUAACUUCAAGCCGCUGGAGGAACCAUUUCACCAGUUGUUCCCUUGCGGGACUGACAAAGAGGCCUAG
Messenger RNA from Zymoseptoria tritici IPO323, 2431 nucleotides. RefSeq lists its product as uncharacterized. Bases 137 to 2431 code for a protein of 764 amino acids. Lineage: Eukaryota; Fungi; Ascomycota; Dothideomycetes; Mycosphaerellales; Mycosphaerellaceae. The record is from RefSeq and is a predicted model, not a curated record. The transcript has 3 exons.